This is a messenger RNA of Halichondria panicea, 1854 nucleotides long. RefSeq lists its product as uncharacterized. Gene Ontology annotation, cellular component: membrane. The record is from RefSeq and is a predicted model, not a curated record. Bases 108 to 1682 code for a protein of 524 amino acids. Gene Ontology annotation, biological process: cell communication. Gene Ontology annotation, molecular function: calcium ion binding. NCBI's taxonomy places the organism in Eukaryota, Metazoa, Porifera, Demospongiae, Suberitida, Halichondriidae. The transcript has 11 exons.
UUUCUUGGCUAGCAACCUCAGAGAAAUUAUGCAACAAUUUUUAUAGCUGGGGUAUAUAAAGACUCAAUUUUAAGUCGCAUUAUGUAGUAGACUCUGCAAUCUGCAAAAUGGCCACAUAUAUUGUUUUGCUCUCUCUACUUCUCCUUCACUUCAACGAAGGACGUGUAACUAUUAAAUUUGAUGAGAGGCAAACAACCAUUCGUGAAAAUGAUUGUGGAGAAAUCCACGUUAGCAUAACUGGACAGAGGGCAAGGGCCGUUUGUAUAACAGUUAGGUCAAUCACCUUCAGUGAAUUCACCGGCCAACUUCCCUCUGAAUAUCCCCUGGAAUCCCUCCCAGAUCCAGCAGAGGUUGAGGACUUCAGCCAUGAUGCUAUUACCUUGCCCUCAUUCAAUGGUGGUGCUGGAGCUACAGUUUUUACUGUUGACAUAUCAUCUCUAAUUGACGAUGAUGUAAACGAAAGGAAUGAAGGUUUCUGGCUUUUGAUUGAAGUGCAGAAUGAAGAUGAUGUGACAAUUGAGAGGAGCGGAUUAGCUCUUGUUAUAAUUAAGGAUAAUGAUCCCAUCAGUAUUGGAUUUGCUCUACCAGUGUACGAAACAAUCGAACAAAAUAGGCUGAUUGACGACCUCGUGUUUAUCGUGAAGGACGGCAAUGUGAAGUCUGAGCAGGUGCUUAAAAUCCUCGUCAUGGCUACAUCUGGUUCAGCUGAUAUGGGGGUCGACUUCUCGGCUUUACGUCUGACUGAGUUGGUGUUCCAACCUGAAGAUGAGGCAGUCCCAUUCCCAUUCUACUUGUAUGAGGAUCAGAUUCCAGAAGGAGUUGAGUAUUUUCCACUGUUUUUAUCAUUGGAUGAGAGCCAACAAGGACUGCAAUUGAGUGCCCUAUCUGAUGCUAUGGUGAAAAUUCAGGAUAAUGAUGGUAACGAGUGUGAUGAUACAAGACUUAAUGACUGUGCCCCAAAUGCCUUGUGUGAGCGUACUAGUGAUGGUCACGUCUGUUCAUGCCCUCCUGGAUUUGUUGGGUUUCCAAUGGUUGUUUGUGUUGAUGUUGAUGAGUGCUCCACACCUAUCCUUAAUAGCUGCACUCCAGCCAACCUAUGUGUCAACACUCCAGGGAGCUUCACGUGCACCUGUCCUCCUGGAGAUAACCAGUGUAUUUCAGAUAAGGAAAUGUGUUCUCGAGACAGUGACUGUGGUGACCGUGCCUCCUGCCAAAACAGGCCCCUUGGCAGAUGUGUCUGUAACGAUGGUUUCUCUGGAGAUGGACGAACAUGUACUGAUAUUGACGAGUGUACAGCUGGGACGGACGAGUGUGGGAGCAACUCUACCUGUAUCAACACCAUGGGCUCUUACAUGUGUCCAUGUAACAAAGGGUUCAAAAGAGGGAGUUCGAUAUUUGAGUGUGAAGACAAAGAUGAAUGUGCUGUAUACCCUAAUAUAUGUGAGAACACUGAGCAAUGUGUCAACACUCCUGGUAGCUACGAAUGUGUCCUCCUGAGUGUGUGUGUAUUUCUGCAGAUGAGGCCACCCCUCGUAGCAGAUUCAACAAGACAAAGAGCAAGGGCCGGAAAAAUAAGAAUAGAUAUGAUACAAGGAACAAUGAAGAGAGUAGUUCAAGCUCAAGUUCUUCCUCCAGUAGUUCAAGGAGUUCAAGUUCACGUUCACGUUCUUAACCCAGUAUAGAAGGAGUUCAAGUAGUUUAAGUUAACUAUACAAACUCAAAAUUACUGCACCAACUAUGCACUAACAUAAAGCUGAAUUUACAAAACUUAUAAGCUGUGUUUAACAUAGAAUGUAAUGUAGACGAAAAAUGGAAUGUACAUGAUUGUAACUUUUAUUGUACGUCACACUGAAA